Messenger RNA from Mugil cephalus (flathead mullet), 2396 nucleotides. RefSeq names its product protocadherin beta-16-like. NCBI's taxonomy places the organism in Eukaryota, Metazoa, Chordata, Actinopteri, Mugiliformes, Mugilidae. Gene Ontology annotation, biological process: homophilic cell-cell adhesion. The record is from RefSeq and is a predicted model, not a curated record. The transcript has a single exon. Bases 3 to 2396 code for a protein of 797 amino acids. Gene Ontology annotation, cellular component: plasma membrane. Gene Ontology annotation, molecular function: calcium ion binding.
CAAUGAGACGGCAAGUACUUCUGUUUGUUUCGCUUCUGUCUCUUAGCUCGGUCAUCGGGCAGGUCAGCUAUUCUAUUCCGGAGGAAAUGAUAAAAGGCUCUUUAGUGGGUAACAUAGCUCAGGAUUUAGGCAUAGACGUUAAAAGACUGAGGUCAGGCAACGCUCGUGUUUAUUCUGGCGAUAGCAGAGAGUACAUCGAGCUGAGCAACAACAGAGGAGUCCUCCUUAUCAAAGAGCGGAUAGACAGAGAGGCGUUGUGCGGUGAUACGAUACCGUGCGCUGUGCAUUUUCAGAUCGUGUUAGAGAAUCCGAUGGAAUUUUACAGCGUAACAGUUGAAAUUACAGAUAUCAACGAUAAUGCGCCAACAUUUGAGAAAAACGAAAUUAAAUUCACAAUCAGCGAGUCGGCAGUUGUUGGGGCAAAAUUUGACCUCGAAAGGGCUGUGGAUUCAGAUGUAGGUAUUAAUACAGUCCAAAAUUACGUACUUAAACCAAGUGACAAUUUUUUACUUAAACUACACAACCACGCUGACGGUAAAAAUAAUGUAGAAAUGGUCUUACAAAAACCUCUGGACAGAGAGAAAGAUGAAUUCAUUUCACUUGUGUUAACUGCGGUAGAUGGAGGAGAGCCACAGAUGACAGGAACGAUACAAAUUCUUAUUACUGUAUUAGAUGCCAAUGAUAAUGCUCCUGCAUUUACGCAGCCGAUAUACAAAGGCUUGGUGGCAGAAAAUGCUCCUAAAGGGACUCUAGUGACUUCUGUUAGUGCGUCAGAUGCUGAUCAUGGUUUCAACGGUAAAAUAACGUUUUCAAUCACAAACAGUUUGGAUGAUGUCAGACAUAUGUUUCAAAUUGAUGAGGAAAGUGGUGAAGUUAGAUUAGUUGGAAGUUUGGAUUACGAAAAGAAAAGAAAUGUUCAGAUCAAUGUUCGCGCAAGGGAUAAUGGAGGACUAACCGAUUCUUGCAAAGUAAUAGUAGAUGUACUCGAUAUAAAUGACAAUGAACCAACGAUUAAAAUCAUGUCGAAAUCAACCAUUAUAUCAGAGAAUGCAAGCCCCAACACAGUUGUUACAAUGAUUAACAUUCAAGAUCCAGACUCUGCUGAAAAUGGUAAAGUUCAGUGUUCUGUAAAUGAUAAUAUUCCUUUCAUAUUGAAAUUAACAUCAAAUAAUUUCUAUAGCUUAGUGACAGACAGUGAUUUAGACAGAGAGAGAGCCUCUGAAUAUAAUAUCACAGUGACCUGCUCUGAUGAGGGAGUGCCCUCCCUCUCCAGCAGCGUCACUCUCACCUUACAGAUCUCAGAUGUGAAUGACAACGCACCUGUCUUUGAGAGGAGCUCAUAUGAGGCCUACAUUGUAGAAAACAACACACCAGGACUCUCUAUAUUCACAGUGAAAGCCAGAGACGCUGACUGGAACCAGAAUGCCCGUGUUUCUUACAUACUGGAGGACUCCUCUGUUAAUGGAGUGCCAGUCUCCUCAUAUGUGUCCGUUAGUGCUGAUAGUGGAGUCAUCCACGCAGUGCGCUCUUUUGACCAUGAGCAGAUCAAAGAUUUCCAGUUCCACGUUAAAGCUCAGGAUGGAGGCUCUCCUCCACUCAGUAGCAACGUGACAGUGAAAAUAAUGAUCCAGGACCAGAAUGACAACCCUCCUCAGGUUCUGUAUCCAGUCCAGACUGGUGGCUCUCUGGUGGCUGAGAUGGUUCCUCGUUCAGCAGAUGUGGGCUAUCUGGUGACUAAAGUGGUGGCUGUUGAUGUGGACUCUGGACAGAAUGCCUGGCUCUCCUAUAAACUACAGAAAGCCUCAGACAGGGCGCUGUUUGAAGUGGGCUUACAGAAUGGAGAAAUCAGAACUAUCCGCCAAGUGACUGAUAAAGAUGCUGUGAAACAAAGACUGGUUGUUAUAGUGGAGGAUAACGGGCAGCCCUCUCGUUCAGCUACAGUUAUUCUUAACGUGGCGGUGGCGGACAGCUUCCCUGAAGUGCUGUCGGAGUUCACUGACUUUCCACUUGACAAGGAGUACAAUGAUAACCUGACUUUUUACUUAGUGUUGGCUCUGGCUGUAGUUUCCUUCCUCUUCAUCACGUGUUUAGUGGUUAUCAUAUCAGUGAAGAUCUACAGGUGGAGACAGUCUCGCAUCCUGUAUCACUCCAACCUCCCUGUGAUUCCAUAUUAUCCACCACGUUACUCAGACACUUUGGGGACAGGGACUCUCCAACACGUGUACAACUACGAGGUGUGCAGGACGACUGACUCCAGAAAGAGUGACUGUAAGUUCGGCAGAGCUGGUAGUCAGAACGUGUUGAUAAUGGACCCCAGUUCUACAGGGACGAUACAGCGGAUGCAGAGUGAGAAGAGCAUCCUGGAUGAACCAGACUCUCCUCUAGAGGUUGGUUAA